AUGCGUGAGAUCAUCUCCAUCAACGUCGGUCAGGCUGGUUGCCAGAUCGCCAACUCCUGCUGGGAGCUCUACUGCCUCGAGCACGGUAUUCAGCCCGAUGGCUACCUGACUGAAGAGCGCAAGGCCGCUGAUCCCGACCACGGCUUCAGCACGUUCUUCUCCGAGACUGGGCAAGUACGUUCCCGCACCAUCUACUGCGAUCUCGAACCCAAUGUCGUCGACGAGGUCCGCACCGGCGCCUACAGGAGCCUUUUCCACCCUGAGCAGAUGAUCACCGGCAAGGAGGAUGCGUCCAACAACUACGCCCGUGGCCACUACACGGUGGGCAAGGAGCUCAUCGACCCCGUUUUGGACAAGGUGCGACGCGUUGCCGAUAACUGCGUUGGUCUCCAGGGAUUCCUCGUCUUCCACUCCUUCGGUGGUGGUACCGGUUCCGGUUUUGGUGCCCUCCUCAUGGAGCGCCUCUCCCUCGACUACGGAAAGAAGAGCAAGCUCGAGUUCUGCGUCUACCCCGCUCCCCAGACUGCCACCUCGGUCGUCGAGCCUUACAACUCUAUUCUCACCACGCACACCACCCUCGAGCACUCUGACUGCUCGUUCAUGGUUGACAACGAGGCCAUCUACGAUAUCUGCCGCCGCAACCUCGGCUUGGAGCGUCCCGACUACGAGAACCUCAACAGGCUGAUUGCCCAGGUCGUCUCUUCCAUCACUGCCUCUCUCCGAUUCGACGGCUCUCUUAACGUCGACUUGAACGAGUUCCAGACCAACCUCGUCCCCUACCCCCGUAUCCACUUCCCUCUCGUUGCCUAUGCUCCCGUCAUCUCGGCCGCCAAGGCCGCCCACGAGGCCAACUCUGUUCAGGAGAUGACCAUGUCCUGCUUCGAGCCCAGCAACCAGAUGGUCAAGUGCGAUCCCCGCAGCGGAAAGUACAUGGCUACCUGCCUUCUGUACCGUGGCGAUGUCGUCCCCAAGGACGCCCACGCCGCCGUCGCUACCCUCAAGACCAAGCGCACCAUUCAGUUCGUCCCCAACGGCGACCUCGCCAAGGUCAACCGCGCUGUCUGCAUGUUGUCCAACACUACCGCCAUCGCCGAGGCCUGGUCCGCUCUUUCCUCCAAGUUCGAUCUCAUGUACUCGAAGCGUGCUUUCGUUCACUGGUACGUUGGUGAGGGUAUGGAGGAGGGUGAGUUCUCUGAGGCUCGUGAGGACUUGGCUGCUCUUGAGCGCGAUUAUGAGGAGGUUGCCGCCGACUCCCUCGAGGGUGAGGAGCUCGAGGCCGAGUACUAG
Parascedosporium putredinis is the source of this 1287-nucleotide messenger RNA. The record is from the annotation of a GenBank genome assembly. NCBI's taxonomy places the organism in Eukaryota, Fungi, Ascomycota, Sordariomycetes, Microascales, Microascaceae.